Molecule: messenger RNA, 839 nt
Organism: Lathyrus oleraceus (garden pea)
Lineage: Eukaryota; Viridiplantae; Streptophyta; Magnoliopsida; Fabales; Fabaceae
Exons: 2
Coding region: 195-695 (166 amino acids)
Biological process (GO): protein histidyl modification to diphthamide
Cellular component (GO): cytosol
Molecular function (GO): metal ion binding
Source: RefSeq, a predicted model, not a curated record
AUAACAUAGGUAGAAAAUGGUUGGGUUAACCAAACCAGUUUUUAAAUAAUACUCCAUUGGUGAACCGUGCAAACUGGAUUUCUGUGAAGCGAACCCUAAUCAAUCAUACAUUCUCCUUUCUGUUCUUCAAAUCUACACAAACCCAAGCCAGAUAAACUUGCAUUGCACCCUUUGAGAUUAUACAACUGCCAAAAAUGAUUCUGGAUAAGAAGCACAUUGAGGAAACUUAUUAUGAGGUUCUCAAUAUCAAGGAGAAUGCAAAUUUCGGAGAGAUUCGUGAUAAACUCUUGAACACAUCAAGCAGUAAUCGAACAAGUGCAGAGAGAUUUCUCAAAGUACACAAGGCAUGGGAAACUCUAAGCUAUUCAAAGUCUCGUUUAUUUUACGACAAAGCGCUGCAGAGUUCAAGGCGGGAGGAUUUAUUGUCUUCCGAGGUUACAGAAGAUUUAAGCUUACGUGAUAUGACAGCUGAAGACGCUGGCAAAACAUUGGAACUGACAAUGUUUUAUCAAUGUCGAUGUGGUGAUUACUUCUCUGUGGAUUCGUUGGAAUUGCAGAAAAUGGGAUAUACAUUGUUGAGAGAUGGAAGCAGCUUAUCUAUACGCAAUGUUGAUACAUUGCCAGGAUCAGUGGUUCUUCCUUGUGGAACGUGUUUGAUGAAAGCUCGUCUGGUUCUCAGUAAGGAUGAUAGUUGAAAUUAGUAACAUUUUUGGCAUGAUUGGUGACGAUUACAAUUACGAACUGUAAGUACUAGGAUAUUGUUCAUCAAUGCAUUAUUAUACAUACAAUCUAUAUGCAAUCUGAUGAUUAUUCUAUACACGAAACUUCUUUGUAUUUAA